UGGCGGGGCACCUGCUGGUCUGCUGGAAACGCCUUACCUACCCCAUCUCCUGUGAUGGAGCCCCCCAGCUCAUCAAGGCUGAAUCCCCGGAAGAGAAGAAAAGAUGGGUCCGGACCCAAUGGGGCAACAGAGCCAGAUGGAAUUCCCCUGAAAAUGCCUCGGCACUCGUUUGGCUUGAGGGAGCCAGCUCCCUUUUCAGAUGAAAUUGAAGAGGACUACAGUAAGCCGUACGUCAGAGUCACGUUCGAAGAGGCGACCAGGGGCACCCCCUCUCUGCAUUCUGAUAAUUGUUUCCCUAACAACACAUACAACCAGCUUCCUCCCACAAGGAACACAAGGCUUCUUAGGUCUUCGGAAGCACCCAGUAAGGCCCGGCCAGCAACUGCUUUCCCCAGGAAUGGUUCUCCACGAAUAACGUCUGUGUUUUUGUGCUCAGUGGACCGACCGGUCAGGGUUUAUGCUGACGGGAUAUUUGACUUAUUUCACUCUGGACAUGCCCGGGCCUUGAUGCAGGCAAAGAACCUCUUCCCGAACACGUAUCUCAUUGUGGGAGUCUGCAGCGAUGAGCUGACCCACAACUUGAAGGGCUUCACGGUGAUGAACGAAAGCGAGCGCUACGACGCGGUGCAGCACUGCCGCUAUGUGGACGAAGUGGUGAGAAACGCGCCGUGGACCCUCACCCCGGAGUUCCUGGCUGAGCACCGGAUUGAUUUUGUUGCCCACGAUGACAUCCCAUAUUCUUCUGCUGGGAGUGACGAUGUUUACAAGCACAUAAAAGAAGCAGGCAUGUUUGCACCAACUCAGAGGACCGAAGGGAUCUCUACAUCCGAUAUAAUCACCCGGAUUGUACGGGACUAUGAUGUCUAUGCCAGACGGAACCUGCAGAGGGGGUACACGGCCAAGGAGUUGAACGUCAGCUUCAUAAACGAGAAGAAAUAUCACCUGCAGGAACGUGUGGACAAAGUGAAAAAGAGGGUGAAGGACGUGGAGGAGAAAUCGAAGGAGUUUGUCCAGAAAGUGGAGGAAAAGAGCAUUGACCUCAUUCAGAAAUGGGAGGAGAAAUCCCGGGAAUUCAUCGGCAACUUCCUGGAGAUGUUUGGACCCGAAGGAGCACUGAAGCACAUGCUGAAGGAGGGCAAAGGCCGGAUGUUGCAAGCGAUCAGCCCGAAGCAGAGCCCCAGCAGCAGCCCGACGCACGAGCGCUCCCCCUCUCCUUCCUUCCGCUGGCCCUUCUCCACCAAGACCCCUCCCUCCUCUCCAGCCAACCGCUCCAGGAACCAGUGCGCCGUUGCCUACGACAUCAGCGAGGACGAGGAGGACUAGGCAGCCAGCUGGAGGCACUGAAUUGCUGAGAGCCGAAUUCAAGCUCCUACCCCAAGGGGAACAUUAAACGAGAGAGCAAAAGUCACGUGGCUGCAGACGCCCCUCCAAGAGGCACCGUCUGCUCCAAGCAAGGGCUGCUGUCUGGGAAGCACAGUCAAACGUUCUCCCUGCCCCCGGCCCCUUUUUAGUGUUUACGUUCCAAUGGUUUCCAAGAGAAAAGUGGGUUUUAUUUUCUUCUUUUAAAAAAAAAAAAAAAGUAUUUUAAAGAGAGUGGCCCUGAAGGCUUUGCCUUGUUAUGCCUCAGCCAGGCAGGGUAAGGUCGGUGUGGGGAGAAGAGUUCAUCGGACCCUUUCGUCUGUCUGCUGCUUUGGCCCACGGCUGCCUUUUAUUACCCCGAGGCAGGAUUCUUCAUUGCUGCUGAAUCUCUUGAAUGAUGCAUAUGCCAGGCCCUCGAAUGGUGUGAACUUUGAGACUGUGCGGGAAGUGGUAGCAUCGACGAGCUAUUUUUUAAUUCUAAAGAGACGUCCGUGCUGUACUGGAACCAAUAAGAACCUACCGAGCUGUCUGCAUCUUGAUCUUGCUUCUUUUUACUGAGGCUCCCAUUGUGCCAUAGUGGAAACAUGCCACAUGUUUUUUGCACGGAAAAUUCACCAUAUGAGAAGCCACACCACCGUAGAAUUGGUCACAGGCUAUUCAGUAAUGUCCGGUAUCCCUGCACCCUGCAGACAACUCUCACCUGACUCUGCAAGGAAAUUGCUGUCUUAGAAUAUUCCAUCAGCCAUUCGGGCCUCUACAAGAAUCACUAAAUCUCAGGCUAAGAACCUUGUUUUGCUCAUCAGUUGGUGUUUGAGGAAAGACUAUCGUCUCUUCUUUCCAGACGUGCGUUGUGUCUUUGUGUGCACAUACACGCAGCCAGGCAAUAACAAAUAUGCCAGCUCCUUCCAAAAAGUCCUCCCACCUUCACACCUCCCCCUGAUCUCUGGGGUUCUGCAUGUAGGACUGUCUGUCGAAACAUCCGCUCUGGGUGCUCUGCCUUGCACGUGUCCAUAUAUUUGUUUACAUGAUUGGGCGCUGAGGGAGGGAGAGCUGUGACCUCGCUCGGGCAAAGAGAGCUUUUCAGAAUGUUUGUGGCCAAGUCUGUCCUCGUUUUGAUGUGUGCAGUGGGAUAGCUGCUGGGCGUACGUUACCCCAGCAAACAGUGAUGUCAAAUCAUUUGUGCAGUAAAUGCUGGUGCCUCUCUCCGUUAGCUGUUUCUUGGGAGCGCAGAAAUAGCAUCAAAGGAAACUGCCACUAUUUUUAACUGUUUGAAAUUGUGGUCCAAUGACGCUGUGCUGUGAACUAUGUAACGAAUGUUUAUGUUGUGCUUUGGUAAGAUCUGUGGCCUCGUGUCAGGCAUUGAGUGCCAUGCACUGCGUGUGCCCAAGGGACGUCAUUUGGGCGGGCAGGUGGGGGGGGUCUUGUUGGAAGACACUCUAUCCUAGAAGCCAGCCGUCGGGGGGAGGAGCUGUCAUCUCCACAGCCAUGAAACUCCCAAAGUUGCUUUGUGCCCGAGCUUGCUUGCCACCAUCUCCUGUUUGGAAAGAGCUUCCUUGAAUGCUGCAGUGAGUGAGGUCAGGUUGAGUCCCGUGGGCCAGGCCUGCAAGUCUUAAAAUCCGUGAUAGAUGAACUGAGAACCAAGGAUUCUGUGGAGACUAAGAGGAAGGCGCUAGAGGCAUCCUAAUACGCUUCUAUAGAACAAGGCCGUCCUGUACAUAAAAGGGAUGGCUUUUGUCCAGCUCUUCUUUGACAUGCCACCUGCACGGCUUGGCAGAGACUCUCGUCCUCCACCAGGCUCGGUGGCACUGAUUCUUCGCCCACCCUUGUAUUCCCAGAGCUGGUCAAAAGGAAGGAAGGCUUUGGUUUCCCUUUGCCCCAGUGUGAGCGAUUCCGCCCUGCAGGGCGAGCCCUGGGAAGGUUUGAUCCUGCGUAGAUGAGCUUUAGGGAGCGCUCGGUUUUGUUCUGAGGCAGCCCGAGAAUGGUGAGAUCCAAACCAUUCUUAAUGUCUUGGCAUCUGAAUGGUAGAAGACACACACGUAACUCUCCCGCUUACGUGAUGAUGUAUCCGUCGACACCCCCUACUUCCACAAAUGGUCUAUUUCCUUACCUGCUCACAACCUUUAGACUGGGCAGCACGGGGGAUUGAUGGUCACAUUAAACACGGGGAGUGAACGGCACUCCCUCACGUUGGGUGACGGCAGCAUUUGCGAUGCCCAGUCAUUCCGGUGGGCGAUCCUGCACAGGGAAGCUACUGCGUGGUUUCUGUACACAGAUGGGGUCCCUUGUGCAGCCAGGGCAUGUUGAUUGCCUUUAACUAGGAAUAUCGAAGCCAUUUCUUGUACCCCACAAGCCCUGCUUCCUCUUUGUACCCCACAAGCCCUGCUUCCUCCUUGUACCCCACAAGCCCUGCUUCCUCCUUGCACUUGGCAAAUUAAAGGGGACACGCCCAUCCCAAAUCAGGGUGUUGGUCAAGGCUUUUAGAGAGACGGCAUCGGUGUCUGUAGCUCACAUCUAGCGCACAUUGCUGCAUGUGGCUGAGUGCCAGAAGCCCUUCAUCCGCACAGCAUAAUGUACCCUCAGCAUAGCAAAGUUCCCCAUGGCGAUGGGGGGGCAGAAGGGACAGGAUGGUUUCCCAGGGUUUUACCUCACCAUAAUCACUUGACAUAAUCAUUCUGUGCUUCUCUGCUGAGCCUGACCUAAAGGCACCCCUCCUCCAUUGGUACAGCUGCUAAUGAGUGUCAGAAGAGGGCUGCUUGCACUCAAGCCCUCCCGAGGAAGUGGCGGAGUAGAUGCGUAAGAGAAACCCCAGCUUUUCCCACGUUAAGAGAACAAUCUCCAUGGAGAAUUUGCUGCAGUAAGAGGAACCUGGAGCUACUUGAGCAGGUGGGUCAAUUUCUGCCAGACGGUAUGAGACGCGGCUUCGAACAACCUCCAGUCUGAUGCGUGCGGCGGCUGGCUUUGAAGGCAAGCCAUUACGAAGGCCGUGUGGGGCAGAGGGGCAGUGCAGUGACGCUGAAAGGUGCGGUGCCCUGCUUCUGUUACGAUUGCGUGGACUCUAAGAAGCUGUGAUACUGACGUUCAAUAGCAUCUGAGUUGGGGCUUCCCCAGACAGUUUCGGGAGCUCGUGGCAGAAAAGUGGAACCCGUCUCUCAAAGUUUUAUGGGACUAAACUCUCUAACAAAAUGAUUUAAACCCAGCCCUCCGUAGAAAGUGUGGUCGGGUCCAUCUGUAACUUGAAGCUAGCACAGUUAAUGUGUCUAACGUUCUUUCCCUCCUCUUUGUAACUCUACAUGGAACAUGCUGGGGUGGGCACCUGGUGCCGGAAGCUUGUAUGCAACCCCACCGUAGGGGCUGUUUCUUGGGACUUUUUAAUGGUGUUCAGAUCCCCUGCCUGCCUUUCCUAUAUAGAAUGGGGGACAGCCUAUCCAGUGCAGGGACAGAAUCCUAUGAUUGCACGUGGUCCGUACAUCGAACAUGUGGUUGCCACGACUGCUGCUUGACUCCUAGAAAGCCAUAGAGAGUUAGUUCUCCGUAAUGCAUCAUCUGUCACAAGAGCAUAGCCAACUGUGUGAAACUUGGCCGUUUUGUAACUCAUGUCAAUUUAAUGUUCUAAAAUGCUGCCACUGGAAUGAAAUUCGACCAGAAGAGUUGUUUUUUUGGGGGGAGGGGGGUGUCUUGGGAUGAGAUCAAUGCUUAGAUUUUCCAAAACACACAGAAGAUGGAACAAUGUGGGGUUUGGAAUUCAUUUUAAAUUCCUGAUUUUUUUUAAAAAAAGUUAGUUUUUUCUGUUCACUGAAACGUCACUUACCUUGUUAUGAAAGUGCCGCCGGAUAAGGUUUUACGAUUGUAAACUGAGCUCUGGGGUGGUGGAUCAGAUUUUAGGGCUGAACAUGGGACUUUCAAAUCCUACCCCAAGUUGUCUGACAUUCUAGAGCACCAAGAUGGGACUCUCAGAUUUUGUUGUCUUAGCAGGGACGUGUGCUGUCGAACAUGAAACACACCGGUGUGGUGCUUCACUCCUCUCAUUAGGGUGCGUCUCCCCUCAAUCAAUGUUAACUGUAUCGGUUUCUCUGUGUACAUGUGUUACUGGCUUGUUCCAAGUUGGUUUUUGGCUUUUAUGUUUAGCCAAAUAAAUGCAAAGAAAUUUUACCCAA
Messenger RNA from Pelodiscus sinensis (Chinese soft-shelled turtle), 5513 nucleotides. Lineage: Eukaryota; Metazoa; Chordata; Testudines; Trionychidae. The record is from RefSeq and is a predicted model, not a curated record.